Molecule: messenger RNA, 1182 nt
Organism: Colletotrichum orchidophilum
Lineage: Eukaryota; Fungi; Ascomycota; Sordariomycetes; Glomerellales; Glomerellaceae
Product: NADH:flavin oxidoreductase/NADH oxidase
Exons: 1
Coding region: 1-1182 (393 amino acids)
Molecular function (GO): NADPH dehydrogenase activity; FMN binding
Source: RefSeq, a predicted model, not a curated record
AUGGCAUCUUCCCAAAUUUCGGAAAGCAAACUUUUCAAGCCGUUGAAGCUCGGCAGCACGCAGCUCGACCAUCGCAUUGCCAUGGCACCGUUGACCCGAUACCGCAGCGACGCAACCCACGUGGCCAAACCUUUUGUCCCUCGUUAUUAUAGCGACAGAGCCUCGACUCCGGGCACCCUGAUUAUCUCAGAGGCUACCGGCACGUCAAUGCCUGAAACCGGAGUACCACACGGCCCAGCCUUCGUGACAGACGAACAAGUCGCUGCCUGGGAAAAGGUUAUCGCUGCAGUUCACGAGAAGAAGGGUGUGUGGUUUCAGCAGAUCUGGGCUCAAGGCCGAGCUGCGGAUCCCGAGUAUCAGAAGCAGCGCGGCUUCAGGUUUCGGUCCUCGAGCGCUGUGGCCAUGGAACCUGGCGCACCUGUCCCCGAAGAAAUGACUGAGGAAGAGAUUUUGCAAGUCAUUCAAGAUUUUGCGGACACAGCCAAGAGAGUUGUUGCUGCGGGCGGUGACGGUGUCGAAAUUCAUGGAGCCCAUGGUUACCUUCUUGACCAAUUCCUCUCAGACUCCGUCAACAAGCGUACUGAUAAAUGGGGAGGCUCGAUUGAAAACCGAGCUCGGCUUCUUCUCGAAGUCGUCAAGGCGGUCGUCGAAGUUGUCGGUGCUGAGAAAGUGGCACUUCGACUUUCUCCAUAUGCAUCUUUCCAGGGCGCCGAGUCAUCUGAUAUCCAUGGACAGUAUACCUACAUUGUCAAGGAGCUGCAGAAGAUGAACGCUCCUUUCGCUUAUCUGUCAUUGGUUGAGGCCCGAGGCGACCCUGCCAAGCUUUUGAACGCUACGCACGAUCCCAAGAUUGCUCAACAAACCCUCAAUUUCAUCCUGGACAUCUGGGACAACUUGUCCCCUGUUGUUGUGGCCGGCGGCUAUAGCCCUGAGAGCGCGGCCCAGGUAUUGGAAGAGCACUAUUCAAAGUGGGAUGUUAUUGUUGCAUUUGGAAGAAGCUUUAUUGCAAACCCAGAUCUUGUCUGGCGCAUUAAGCACGGCGUUUCACUCACAGAGUAUCACCGCUUUUCAUUCUACAUUCGGGGUUCCGAGAUUGGGUACAACGAUUAUACAUUUAGUCAGGAGUACAUUGACGCGCAACGAGAAUGGGCUUUGGCGAACCUGGCCUCGAACUCAAAAUAG